UUUAAUUUUGACAGUUAUUUAAAUAGUUGUCACGUUUUUGUAAAAAAAUAUGAUCAAAACAUAAUAAUCGCAGAUUCUAAUAUAAAAUCAGUAGUUUGGAAAACAAAUUAAUCAAUCUGGACAUUUUGGCAGUCUUUGACCGAGAGGUAUGAAAUCUUUUAACCAGAAGGUUAUCGAAGUUCUUUACAAUUACAUAAUACUACGUACUAUAAGGAAAAAAGCUGUAGAAGAAGUUUGACAUGAAUGCUGAAGUUAAACUAAUCUUAUAUGCAUUUUACUUCAUUGACGCAAUAAAAUAAAAACAUUGUUGUAAACAGGGGCACGAAUUUUGAUACUGUCCCUAAGAAUGUCUCUAUUUAGAAGAAUUUUUUUGCGUAACCACGAUUUGCGUGCAUUUUUUAAUAAGCCUUUUUACUACAAAGAAACAAGAAUAUUGUGUAAUACGUCAGAUAUUCAAGAAACAAAUUCGGACAAUGCAAUGCGAAACCGUUUAAAAUGUCUUUUUCUCAUGACAGCCGGCUAUUUAACUUACAGAUUAUUUAAUAAAGAUAACGUGCUUCCAACAGCAUUAGCCGCUUCUGGUAUGAAAAAUCGCAAAAAGGAGCUCAAUUUUGUUGCUGAUGUAGUGGAAACUUCAGCACCUGCUGUGGUUUACAUUGAAAUCAAAGACACCAGAAGGGUUGAUUUCUUUUCUGGAAAACCUAUUACAAUAUCAAACGGGUCUGGUUUUAUAAUCAGGGAAGAUGGCCUUAUCUUGACCAAUGCACAUGUUGUUGCCAAUAAACCCCACUCCAAAGUUGAAGUGAAAUUACAUAACGGAGUUACUUACAAUGGAUAUGUGGAAGAUUUUGAUAUGAAAAGCGAUUUGGCCAUUGUUAGGAUUCCAGCAAGGAAUUUGCCAACAAUGAAAUUAGGAAAUUCCUCAGAAUUGAGGCCUGGAGAAUUUGUUGUGGCUAUAGGCAGUCCUCUAGCUUUAAGUAAUACAGUAACAUUUGGAGUAAUCAGUUCUACACACAGAGGCUCAGAUGAAUUGGGGUUGAGGGGCAAGGAUAUGGUGUACCUCCAAACUGAUGCUGCUAUUACUUUUGGGAAUUCAGGAGGACCUUUGGUUAAUUUGGAUGGAGACGCGAUUGGUAUAAACAGUAUGAAAGUAACAGCAGGAAUUUCAUUCGCUAUUCCAAGUGAUUAUGUAAAGGAAUUCUUAAAAGAAAGUCUCAAAAAGACUGGGAAGGCGAAGCACUCUAGGAGGUACAUGGGAAUUACAAUGCUCACAUUAACGCCCGAAAUUCUGAAUGAGUUGCAACAAAGAAAUCAGUUUGUUCCAGCUGAUGUUAAGAGUGGGGUUCUAGUCUGGAAAGUUAUAUUAGGAUCACCCGCUGACAAUGGAGGUUUGCAACCAGGAGAUAUUGUUACACACAUUGAUGGGAAAGUGAUUACUGGUGCUAAUGAUGUGUAUGGUGUUCUUGGCGAAACCAAAAAUAGAACUAUAUCUAUGACUGUUAGUCGGCGUGGGAAGAAACUGGAAAUAUAUGUAACACCUGAAAAUUUAGAUUAAUUUAAAUUGCUUCUAUAAAAUUAAGUUCUUAAUUGUUUAUGUAUCAAAACAACAUUUUUGUUAUUGAACAUAAAACAGUCGAUUGAUUUUG
Molecule: messenger RNA, 1646 nt
Organism: Tribolium madens (black flour beetle)
Lineage: Eukaryota; Metazoa; Arthropoda; Insecta; Coleoptera; Tenebrionidae
Product: serine protease HTRA2, mitochondrial-like
Exons: 2
Coding region: 347-1555 (402 amino acids)
Biological process (GO): proteolysis; positive regulation of apoptotic process; programmed cell death
Molecular function (GO): protein binding; serine-type endopeptidase activity
Source: RefSeq, a predicted model, not a curated record